AUGAGCAGUGGGGCUGUUCAGGUACCACCAGAACUGGCAAGCAAAGUGUCAGCUUGGUUCGAAAACGACAAGAACGAACACACAAGGAAGGAAAUCACGGAAUUGGUUAACUCACAGAAUUGGCAUGAAUUGCACUUACGUUUGGAUUCCAGGAUCGCAUUUGGGACAGCUGGCUUGCGUGCUAGAAUGGAAGCAGGGGUUAGCAGAAUGAACACAUUAACAGUUCUUCAGGCAUCGCAGGGAUUGGCUAAGUACUUGCAGGACAAGUUUCCAACUAACAAGAGCGUGGUUGUUGGACACGAUCACAGAUUCAACUCCAAAGAAUUUGCCCAGGUCACAAUUGCUGCUUUCCUUCAACUUGGUUUUACAGUUUACGAUUUGUGCUUUGUGGAAAAUGAUGGCACUCAAGAUGUCUAUGUACACACACCGUUGGUGCCGUUCGCAAUUGAUCAAUUGAAUGCUAGCGGUGGUGUCAUGAUUACGGCUAGUCACAAUCCUAAACUGGACAAUGGCUACAAAGUCUACUAUUCUAAUGGGUGUCAAAUAAUUCCUCCUCACGAUCGCCUCAUAGCGCAGUCCAUCGACGACAACCUCAAGCCCUGGGAUGAUGCGUGGAAUUACGAUUCGAUCAAAGCAGGGGCAAUUGCAAGUGGUAAGCUCAUUGACGCUAAAUCAGACAUCACUCAGAAAUACGUGAGUGCGGUCGCAAAGCGACUUGUUUUUACAGAACUAUCCAGCACCAAAAACAAACCCUGGUUCGUAUACACACCUAUGCACGGUGUUGGAUCCGAGAUCUUUGAACGCAUUGUCGAAAAGGUCUGGGGGCUAAAAGGCAAUGUGGAUUACCUAUGUGUUCCGCAACAGAAGAAUCCCGAUCCCGAGUUCCCAACGGUCAGUUUUCCAAACCCUGAGGAGAAAGGCGCAUUGGAUUUGGCGAUUUCGUUGGCCGAAAAGAAUGACAUAUCUUUUGUCCUUGCGAAUGACCCUGAUGCCGACCGCUUCUCUGCAGCCGUCAAGUAUGAAAACAAAUGGAAACAACUAUCCGGCAACGAGAUCGGUUUCCUCUUUGCCCAACAAACCUGGGAUUCUUACAAGCAAGAAAACGAGGAGUUUCAACGUGCAAACCCUCUUGUACUUAUCAACUCGACGGUGUCAUCGCAAAUGAUCAAACGAAUGGCUGAGGUAGAAGGGUUCGAAUAUCGGGAUACCUUGACUGGGUUUAAGUGGCUUGGUAAUCAGGCUCGCUCACUGGAAAAGGAGGGUCUCUACGUUCCCUUUGCCUUCGAAGAAGCUAUAGGCUACAUGUUUUCGAAAGUUGUGCACGACAAAGACGGAAUAAGUGCAGCUGUUGUUUUCUUACAAAUGAUUGCCAAUUGGAAAGCCAAGGGCCUAUCACCCAUUGACAUUUUACGUCGCGCUUUCGCUCGUUAUGGUUAUUUCCAAGAGUACAACGGCUACUACACUGUACCCAAUCCUACUGUCACCAACGUUAUUUUUGGGGCAAUUCGCGACUCGUACCGGAAUCAUGGACAACAGCAUCCUUCGACGCUGGGCGACGAAUUCACUGUUGAGACCUUCACAGAUUUGACCAUCGGCUAUCAGUCGGACACUCCCAACAAUGUGCCUAGACUGCCUGUCGAUUCUUCCUCUCAGAUGAUCACUGCCGUUCUGCGGUCUCGGUUGCAUUCGGAUGACUACGUGAGAUUUACGACCAGAGGCUCCGGCACUGAGCCCAAAUUGAAGGUCUACAUCGAAGCUAUUUCUGAUUCGGAGGAGAAAGCUCGUGCUUUAGCGAAAAGAACUUGGGAUACACUAAAAGAAUGCUGGUUUAAACCGCAGGAGAUGGGGCUGACUACAAAUUUUUGA
This is a messenger RNA of Lachancea lanzarotensis, 1866 nucleotides long. RefSeq names its product LALA0S03e00166g1_1 (gene PRM15). NCBI's taxonomy places the organism in Eukaryota, Fungi, Ascomycota, Saccharomycetes, Saccharomycetales, Saccharomycetaceae. The record is from RefSeq and is a predicted model, not a curated record. Gene Ontology annotation, biological process: purine ribonucleoside salvage; carbohydrate metabolic process. The transcript has a single exon. Gene Ontology annotation, molecular function: phosphopentomutase activity; magnesium ion binding. The coding region runs from base 1 to 1866 and encodes 621 amino acids.